Messenger RNA from Saccostrea cuccullata (small rock oyster), 1632 nucleotides. RefSeq names its product ras-related and estrogen-regulated growth inhibitor-like. NCBI's taxonomy places the organism in Eukaryota, Metazoa, Mollusca, Bivalvia, Ostreida, Ostreidae. The record is from RefSeq and is a predicted model, not a curated record. Gene Ontology annotation, molecular function: GTPase activity; GTP binding. The transcript is spliced from 4 exons. Bases 430 to 1140 code for a protein of 236 amino acids.
GAAUUUUAUUAAAUUUGAAGAGCCGAGGAGGAAAUUCAGAGAAGUCUCAGAAGACAAAACUGCUUUUGACAGUUGAGAAAAACGGUUUGUUUCUCAGUGACGUAUGAGGCAUAUAGUUUGGAUCUCCAUGGUAUACAAAAGGCACACGGCAACUGCUUUUAAAAUACUACAUAUUGUGUGAGGGCAAACCGCAAACUCAGAAAAGUCGGCAAGAAAUAUUCAACGAGACGUUUUGAUUUUUUUCCUAUGGAUAUUCUACGAAAUAAUUCAGUUUUGACAUAUUCAUAAGGAGUUUCAUCAAAUAUCGAUGGAUUAAAAGUGUCGCCCAAACUUUAUGCUAUAUAAAUUAUUCUUUACAAAGAUAAAAAGAACUUGCGAUCUCUUUGGCUUAAAAGUUGUGAAAUUUGGGAAAUAAAGAGGCGGAUCUAAAUGACAGUGCACGGCGUGAAUGUUGUUGUGAUGAACUACAGAGGAGCGGGGUCAAACGGGGCCAGGGGUCGAGGUCAAUCAAUCAGUGACAACAGCAUGUGUAAAAUCGUUGUCCUGGGAUGCCCGGGGGUCGGAAAAACAGCUUUGACAGUGCGAUACCUGACGAAACGUUUCAUUGGAGAAUAUAGUCCGACUUUAGAAAGUAUUUACAAGUUGCAGACGACAGUUGACGAUGAUGACGUCAGACUGGAGAUCCUCGACACAGCAGGACAGGAUCAGGAAUACUGGAAAGAUGGUUAUGCUUUGUGGGCGGAUUGUUUUGUUUUUGUGUAUUCCAUUACGGACCGAAACAGUUUCGAAGAAAUAAUCAAAUUAAAACGACAAGUGGAAAAUAUCCGAAGAUCAACGAACAUUUCCGGAAUCCUUGUCGGAAACAAACUAGACCUGCUUCACGACCGACAGGUGCCCGCCUCAGACGGGACGGAACUUGCCGAUGAGAUCGGCUGUAAGUUUUACGAAGUUUCGGCCGCGGACUGGACACAAGUGUCCGACAUUGACGUCAUGUUCCAGGACUUGUUUAGGGAAUACAGGCGAGCUAAACAGGCCCGCGAAGGACGACAGAGAAAAACAAGUUCUUCUGUGAAGUUCAAGCAAGCCAUACAAAAGGUCAUUUCCGGAAAAGCGCCUGUAAAGAAAACAUUGAGUGCAUGAUUGAGUGGAGUGAAUCUAAGUUUUAUCAAACAAAUAAUUCAUCAUACUUGUAUAUGUUUUUACGAAUGAGAAUUUCUCUAGAUUUUACACUUUAUUUAAAUACAUGAAUGUUAGUGAUCUACCCCUAAAUGAAAGCAAGUUAUGCAGCCUUUUAUCAAAUUUGAAAAUGUAUUGACCCCUGUUAUAUUUUAAAAAUCCUUUAAGUGCUUGAUAUUCUGGAGGGUUGAUCCGACACCAAUUUUUCUUUUUAAUUAUGUUGUUGAAUUCAUGAGUUAAAAAAUAUGGUAUAUCAAACAACAUUCGUAUUGCCAAAUAGUUUGUACACUUUAUGAAAAAAGUAGUAUAUGUUUUGUGAAUUUACGCCAGAAAAUAUUUAUUGUACUCGUACAAUUCAUAUGUAACGAUUCUCUGUAUGAAAAUGUAGUUACUAAACUGCUCUGUGAUAUAUGUUUUUGUAUGAAGUCACAAAAUAAUAACUACUAUUCUGUUAAA